AAGGUUAACAAAACUGAUCUCGAUUACUGUUUUUAGAAUAGCCUAUGUUUUGUUGGCUACUAAAUCUUACAAGUAGUCUCCUCCUGUAGGUGGCAGCAAAAUUCCUUUUGCGCUAUUGCUUAUCAUGAGACUUCACAAGAGGCAGGAGAAGAAUUACAACCCGCAUAGUAGUGGGGUUUAAACGUGAACACGGCGAGCUAGCGUAUUAGUGUUGGAUAGUAGGUCUGGUAACGGUAGAGUGCUCCGCUGUCUGCUGUUUGUGCUGGGCUUAAGCGAGAGGGAGAGAGAAGAGGACAACACGCGGGUGUUUCAGAAAGAAAAGAAUAAUCGGCUGCAUCCAUCAUCUAAAGAAUCAGAGAGAAGAGCUACUCUCUGCUUCUAACGUUAGUUUGGUUCGCUAACUAGCUAGCUUGCUGGUUAUUAGCUAGCAGUUAUAGGCUAACGUUGCCAGAUAAGAGAUAGGCUUUUCCGUUCUUUUGAUAAUACAUUUACUUGUCCUCUUCAAGACGGACGCAGUAGCCUACUUUUUUCGUCUCGAGUGUCCUCGUAAAGCGGAAGUUAUUGAUUGCAGCGUAACCAGCGACCGUGGGAGAAGAGGAAAAUGACGGGAAAAUCAGUGAAAGACAUUGACAGAUACCAAGCAGUCCUUACAUCCCUUCUUGCUUUGGAAGAAAACAAGUUCUGCGCCGACUGCCAAGCAAAAGGUCCCAGAUGGGCUUCCUGGAAUCUGGGAAUCUUUAUCUGUAUCCGCUGUGCGGGAAUCCACAGGAACUUGGGGGUGCACAUCUCCCGGGUCAAGUCCGUCAACCUGGACCAAUGGACCCAGGAGCAGAUCCAGUCCGUGCAGGAGAUGGGCAACGCCAAGGCCAGACGACUCUACGAGGCCUUCCUACCAGAGUGCUUCCAGCGCCCAGAAACCGAUCAAACUGCAGAAAUGUUCAUCCGUGACAAGUAUGAGAAGAAGAAGUACAUGGACAAGUGCAUAGACAUCCACUCCUACAGGAAAGAAAAGAACAGCGAUGUGAUCACCAAAGAGCCACCAGUGGUGUUUGAGAAGAUGAAGUUGAAAAAGGAUGACUCACAACGAUCCACCCCCAAGCAAUCUCAGUCUGUCAAUGAUCUGUUGGGGCUAGAUGCCCCGGCCCCCAGAGCUGCGGUAGCCAAUGGGAGGCCGAGUCCUGUGGUGACCCCCGCCCUCGACCUGUUCAGCUCUCUACCUGCCACCUGUUCCCACUCCAACAGGAGCACGCCUGCCUCAGGCUCCAUGCCCAGUGGGCGCGUGGCCGCCUCCGUGCCCGAGAACCUCAGCCUGUUCCUGGACCCACCGGGCAGAGCCGAGGAGAGCGGCGGCGGCGGCAGGGCCGGCAGCGGGCAGAAGCUGUCCAAGGACUCCAUCCUCUCGCUCUACGGCACCUCCUCCAUGUCCCAGACCAACAUGGCCGCCCACGCUGGCAUGUACAUGAACCCUGCCCAGAUGGGCUACCCAGCAACAGCUGCAGCAGCGGCGGCGGGCUAUGGGCAGUACCAGGCCAUGGCAGCCCAGGGGGGCAUGAUGGGUGCCAUGAUCGCCCCCCAGAUGGGCAUGUUGGCGCAGCCCGGCGUGAUGCCCCAGGCGGGCAUGAAUGCCCAGGCAGCGGCGGCAGCAGCGGCGGCGGCUAACCCCUACAUGGCGGGAUCCAUGCAGGGUGGCAUGAUGGGAGGGGUGGCGGGCGUGCCACCUCAGCAGGCCUACGGGGUGCAGCAGGCCCAGCAGCUGCAGUGGAACCUGGCCCAGAUGACUCAGCACAUGGCCGGUAUGAACUUCUACGGCACCAACAGCAUGAUGGGUUACAGUCAGCCCAUGGGCGGAGCCUCCACAGCGACCACGCCCACUUCCGCUCACAUGCUGAGCUCACAAGUCUGGAAGUGAUGUCAUGGCCACCCAGCCAUGUGAUUGGACAAUGGCUCUUGGACAGAGGACAGAAUGGACCAUGGGAUAAGGGGGCGGGGGUGUCAUAUAUUAUACAUACAUACAGACACACACUCAAACACACAAACAGAGACACACAUGCGCACACACUCACUCACACACACACGCGUAAACAUACACACUUCAUCAUGUUCAUUUUUGCCUUCAGACUUUUUGUUACCGCAUAGCAGCAGUGAGCACGGCUGAAAGGUCAAAGGUGAAGUGGGGAUAUGUUCGGAAUUGUGGUUGAUGAUCACAGUGCCACCUGGUGGUUUGGGAGCCAUAUCACGCUUCGCCAUGUCAACCUCACUUCAGCGUGGACCAAUCACUGCAAUCUUUUUGUCAUUCAGCUUCCUCAUUAAUGUGACUUUGCGUUCACUUCCUGUGUAGAUCAAUAAGCAGUGUGGAUUUCCUGAGGAUGAUGUUUUUUUUAGCCCUCUCAUUUAGUUAGCUUGUGUCUAUCACCAGGAAAUCUUUUGGGUUUCGGUUAGUUUUGGCUGCAGGCCUUUGAAGCCGUUUGUAGACCUCACUUUACCGUCAAAGGUAGUCGGCACAGGCGAUGAAAACUAGUGUCUGUGUGUUCAAACAGGGUCAAAGCUGUGACACAGUGUGUAUGUGUGUGUGUGACUAAGCGAGUGAGUCUGUAUCAUGAUCGAUGCUGUGUUGUGUUUAACCAAUACACCUUCACCAAACUCAGGAGUCACCUUUUGAAGCCGAUCAUGAGUUUUGGAAGGACUCAGUGGUACUUUUUCAAUUUCACUUGCACUUGAAUAGCUCACAAUAUGGAGAGAUUGAUUAUUUGAGAAUUGGAACCAAAGACUUGCCGUAGCUUUAGAACUUGUAGAACUACAUGAACAUGUAGAAUCUGUGGCAAACUGCCACUCAGAGUGAGGAAGUACGUUACUGAUGUAAAAACCUGUUAGGACUGACAGGGAAGAACCUGUAGUCAUUGGGCUUUGGUAGACAUUUUUACAGAAAAUAACUGUAAGUCGGGAUUUCAUUUUAUUAUUGUUCGCAAUGCUUUUUCUUCUGACAGCAAACGUGUCUGUUCUUUACGGUUAAGGCCUGAAUGUUUUUCGGUGUGUGUGUGUAUCAGGGAAUUGGUUCAGAUGAAGUCUCAUUAGCACUGUUGCAUGAGGGGGGUUCUUUUCUGUAUGCUGGUUGUCCAGAGAAUGAUUGUACCUGUACUGUACUCUUAGAGAGAAUCAGCUGUCCCAACACCUGGGUUUGAACACAGAGUUAGAAGAGGUAAUGCGCUGUUUUGGUUUGUUUUUCUAAAUGCAACUUUAUGCAUGUGUUUCUGAAUGUCUGAAUCAUUGCUUUCUGAAUGUGUCCUCUGUGUCCAGUCCCUACUGUGUGUGUGUGUGUGUGUGUGUGUGUUUGUCGGAGUCUGUGUUUGUCUGUGGACAUUUGUGUGUGUGUGUGUGUGUGAGGGAGGAGGAGAAAUGGAUCUAGCGUCCCCUUAUCUGUGUGUGCACAUUGUGCAUGUUAGUGUUCGUGCGAGUGUUGUGCUUGCUUAGUGUUUGUCCCGUGUGGGGGUGGUGGGGGGGGGG
Molecule: messenger RNA, 3501 nt
Organism: Sardina pilchardus (European sardine)
Lineage: Eukaryota; Metazoa; Chordata; Actinopteri; Clupeiformes; Clupeidae
Gene: smap2
Product: small ArfGAP2
Exons: 10
Coding region: 602-1909 (435 amino acids)
Cellular component (GO): cytoplasm
Molecular function (GO): GTPase activator activity
Source: RefSeq, a predicted model, not a curated record